This is a messenger RNA of Notechis scutatus (mainland tiger snake), 1012 nucleotides long. The record is from RefSeq and is a predicted model, not a curated record. NCBI's taxonomy places the organism in Eukaryota, Metazoa, Chordata, Lepidosauria, Squamata, Elapidae.
ACCGAGUGCUUCAACUUCAUCCGCAUCCUGGUUCAGCUGAACAAGACCCACCUUUACACCUGUGGCACCUACGCCUUCAGCCCCACCUGCGCCUACAUCGACGUGGAGAAUUUCACGCUGGUGGCCGAUGCCAAAGGGCAGCCCCUCCUGCAGGAAGGCAAAGGGCUCUGCCCCUUCGACCCGCGGCACCAGAACACGGCGCUCAUUGUGGAUGGAGAGCUCUACACGGGCACCAUGAAUAACUUCCAGGGCAACGAGCCGGUCAUCUCUCGGACCCUGGGCAGCCGGACUGUUCUGAAGACGGACGGCUUCCUCACCUGGCUGCACGACGAUGCUGUGUUCGUGGCCUCGUUCAACGUCCCGGGGCCCCCGGAGGAGGAAAAGAUCUAUUUCUUCUUUGAAGAGACAGCGAAGGAAUUUGACUUCUUUGAGAAACUGACCGUGUCCCGUGUCGCCCGGGUGUGCAAGAACGACGUUGGCGGGGACAAGGUCCUCCAGAAGAAGUGGACCACCUUCCUGAAGGCCCAGCUCUCGUGCAGCCAGGCGGGGCUCUUCCCCCACACCGUCCUCCAGCACGUCUUCGCUCUCCCGCAGCCGGGCGGCGGCUCCCUCUUUUACGGGGUCUUCGCUUCUCAGUGGCAGACUGGGAGCUCCGGCAGCUCAGCCGUCUGCGCCUUCAGCCUGGACGCCAUCGAGAAGGCCUUUGCCGGCAAGUACAAGGAGCUGAACAAGGACUGCUCCCGAUGGAUGACCUACAGUGGCCCCGCCAUGGACCCCCGGCCUGGCAGCUGUUCGGUGGGCCCCUCGUCCGACAAAGCCCUGACCUUCAUGAAGGACCAUUUCUUGAUGGAUGAGAAGGUGGCCCCCAUCCACAACCAGCCCCUUCUGGUGAAGGAGGACGUGAAGUACACCCGCAUUGCGGUGCACCAAGCCCAGGCGGCCUGCGGGGCGGCCUGCACCGUCCUGUUCCUGGGCACAGGUAGGGCGGGCUCCCUCCCCCCGGAAGGACAGA